AUGCUUUUGAUUUCAUGUUGUUGUGGGCAAGACUUCUACAUUGAUGUCACCUUUGAUAUCGCUCUACGAAGGAAAACUCUAUUCUACACUGUAAACUUGGUCAUUCCAUGCAUGCUGAUAGCUAUUUUAACCACAUUCGUAUUUUACAUCCCGCCUAUUGAGCACAAGAUGACGUUCUCCAUUUCGAUUUUGGUUUCGCUUACUGUUUUCUAUCUCGUUCUGAUUGAACUGAUCCCGCCUACAUCUUUGGUUAUUCCGCUGAUAGGACGAUAUCUUCUAUUCACAAUGUUCCUGGUCGCAAUGUCUAUUCUUUUAUCUGUGCUUUCGCUAAACUACUACAGAAGAGAUGGUUCUGCUCAUCCCAUGCCCCAUUGGAUGCAAGCCGUUUUCAUCGAAACGCUUCCAAAAUAUAUCGGAAUCAAAAAAGCUGAGGAAGAUGAAAUCAGUGACCGUGGCAGUAGUACUUCAGUUUCUGGAUUCUUCUCGUCGUCCAUCACCAUACUUCCUCACCGUUCCCACGGCGAUUGUCCAAUGAUGGACAAAAAACGAACAAGAGGUGAAAUAAACAAGAUGCGAUUGUCACAAUUGGCUCAUCUACGAGGAAUGCACCCUGAUUUGAUACGCAGAAUGAUCGACAACGUUUCUUUCAUCGCAGACCAUUUCGACUAUAAGAAGGAAGACAAGUGCGCCAGUUCUGAGAAAACAUACAUA
This is a messenger RNA of Ostertagia ostertagi, 711 nucleotides long. NCBI's taxonomy places the organism in Eukaryota, Metazoa, Nematoda, Chromadorea, Rhabditida, Trichostrongylidae. The record is from the annotation of a GenBank genome assembly.